Pectinophora gossypiella (pink bollworm) is the source of this 3358-nucleotide messenger RNA. RefSeq names its product zinc finger and SCAN domain-containing protein 12-like. Gene Ontology annotation, biological process: regulation of transcription by RNA polymerase II. Gene Ontology annotation, cellular component: nucleus. The transcript is spliced from 10 exons. The record is from RefSeq and is a predicted model, not a curated record. The coding region runs from base 176 to 2269 and encodes 697 amino acids. Gene Ontology annotation, molecular function: DNA-binding transcription factor activity, RNA polymerase II-specific; RNA polymerase II transcription regulatory region sequence-specific DNA binding. Lineage: Eukaryota; Metazoa; Arthropoda; Insecta; Lepidoptera; Gelechiidae.
CGAACCCUGUUUAUUUUUGUAUUUUUGUUUAUUUUCGCGAAAAAAUGAUUAGAAUAUGUGCUUGUCAUGUGUUCCUCGUACGUAGUCGAUAAAUAUUCUCCGUAGAAGCUUCUGAAGCGUCUGAAGCUUUUAAAACUUUGUGGCUUUUAUCAAACUUAUAAGUUAGAACUUAAUUAUGGGUCCCGAAGACAGGAGCUAUAUUCUAGAAACCUACUGCGGGACAUGCCUCAGUAAGGACCGAAAACUCGUAAAUUGUUCUAAAUUAGUUAAGAAUAUGGAUAUAUACUUUGAAUCGAAAUUAAUGAAUCAUCUGAAUAAGUUCAGCCUUUGCUGGGAAUGUCAUCAGGUUUUACAGAAAGUGUACAAAUUUAAUAAACAAGCUAAGCAAGCCAUGUUAACGCUGGAUUUUUUAUUUAAGAACCGGAGUGAUGGGAAAUCAAUCCAAUUAAAGUCUCUAUCAGUUCUCCACGUGAAUACAAAAGCUGAUAAAAUAAACAUUGCUUCUCAAGUUUUUUUGGACAAUCAUGACAUUGCUGAAACUAGUAUUCCAAAAGAUGAAAAUGUAAAGGAAUCUGCUGUUAGCAAGCCUAAGGGUAAAAAGGUUAAAAGGAGGAGGAAGAGAUCUGCACCAUCAAAUGCAAAGAAAAAUUGUGAUCUCAUACUAAAACCAACUAAAGAGGAUUUGGAGAGUGAAAUACCGUGUUCUGUAUAUUACAAAAAGCCUGCUGAAGAUGAUGAUGAUGAUAAGAGUAAUAAUGAUGACAAUAUUGAUAGUAUUACACGGGAUGAUGAAAUGAUGCCCAUUGAAUUUAUAAAUUGUGAACUGGAUACGGAACUUUUAGAAUUUCCAAAACCUGAACCUGUACCCCAAUUGCCGGAGCCGCCCAAAUUAUUUCCUAAACCUGUUAAACGGGCAGACAUAAUUGAACCCGGUAGUCUGUCACCAGAAAAUGAACAUGCCAAAGUGAGAACUGACCUAAUCAAUUUAGUUGUUAGUAAAGAUAACCCGUUUAGUAUCGCCGAGACUAACAAUAUUGGUGCUGGCUUCAAAAUGUUGAAAGUUCAAAACACAGCGUUCCCUCUCAAAGUCACAUCCGGUCCUUCAAGCCACAACUUGCUCGUGAAGCCAGUUAAUGUUAUAUCAACAUCAAAGUCAGUUGUGGACAACUCUCUCGAUGUUGAGCGGGGUGAUUUGACACCUCACACAGUACAGGCUAGAACGAUAGAUUAUGUCGACAUGUUACAACUAAGAGAGAAAGAGAGACAAAAUGAUAUGUAUCAGGAAGCGACAUAUAAGUGUGAGAAAUGUUUAUUUGGAUACAAGAAUGCAAACUUCUUUAGGAUGCAUAUGAGACAACACGAUGAGGAGUACGGCUCAAUAAAGUGUGAUAUUUGUCAAUUGAGAUUUGACACUAAUGAAUUGUACGACCAGCACAAGAGAACCCAUUUCGUUUCGAAUAUCCAAGAAACAGAGAAAGAGAAGAAUAUUCUUAAGAACAAUGAUGAAGGAAAGAUAAAACAAGAUUUACUAAUGCUACGAUGUAAAUACAAACACUGUGGUAGAAUAUUUGACACCUAUAAGGACUUCAUAGACCAUGAAGCGGAAAAUCAUGAUUGGAUAAAGGAUAGAAAGCCAAAAUUCCGAUUCAAAUGUAGUGUGAAGAACUGUAAUAAGGCGUUCAGAUUCAAAAAUACACUGAAGAUACAUAUAAUGGAGGUUCACGAGAAAAAAAUAUUCCACUGCAAAAAAUGUAAUAGAACUUAUAAAUCGGGCAGCUCGUACAGAUCACAUUUGAUGACGUCGAAAAAUCAUGGGGUCACAGCAAGUUACGAAUGCGAUUACUGUGGAAAGAAAUUUAUCAUCAAAAGCUAUCUAGCUUUGCAUAUAAAUGUAGCGCAUACGAAAAUGACACAGUACCCGUGUGAUUUCUGCGAUGAGAAAUUUUACAGCUAUUAUGUAAAAAACCGCCAUAUGAAGACGAAGCAUCAUAGCACGCCAUUGAAACUUGUUGAAUGCAACAUUUGCGGGAAGACUUAUAAAUCUAAAGCGAUUUUGAGGAAACAUCAGUCUGUUCACACGGGUGAAAAGCCAUACCACUGUCCUUAUUGCGAUUGGAAGUUCACCCAAUGCUCCACGCUCAAGACGCAUUGCAAACUCAAACAUAAAGACAAACCAGUACCUGUUGUGAGGAAAACUGUCAAAACACAAAAUACCACAGAAGCAAAUAUAACAGAAAAUAAUAUAAUGGAUAUACCUAGAGACAGAUGAAGAUUCAGAAUCAAACUCCACAAGCGAUAAUUGAAACUAAUAUCAUAGAUUAAGGAUACUACGUAAAGUCCGUUCAAGAAUGAUCUUCAUAAAAGGUAAACAAAUAUGGCUGCCCAUAUUUUUUAUCUGUGUCAAACGGCAUGCUAGUGAAGUGCUGAAUUGAUUUUAGCUCAAGUUAUUUUAUCAAAAUGAACUGACUCUCUUGGGCUGUUUGAAUUUUUUUGUAUGACAAUAUUAAAAGAUAUAUUUUAUGUUUGUUUGUGGUUACACUAACUCACUUGAAAGUCAUUUUUUCUGCAAGAGUCGGCUUAUUAAGUACAGUACACUCACUUAAGUUAUUCGCGGAACUGACUCGUUUUCCUGACCCCAAUGAAAUGUCCCUUCACUAAUACGUUAAUAGUAAACCACAGAUUAACAAGAAUUUAUGAUGUCAACUUUUUUGUGAGGCUUUGUUUGAUUUUUGUUUUUACGUGAAAAAAUGUGUUUUUAUAAUUAUUUUACGUUAAUUUCGCAUUGAGCUAAGAAAUCAUACAUCUAUUGAGUGCUACGGAUGUUAUUAGAAGAAUACUUUGCGUAGUUAAGGUUAAAUUCGAACAUUCUUUGUAGUAACAGGUUUGUUUACCUUUUAUGAAGAUCAUUCUUGAACGGACUUUAUAGAACGGCAACUCACCGCUCCCCACCACACCCCUCUCGAACACAGUUUAGUCUUGAAUCGUAUGGCGCCAGACGUCACACACACAGAUGCGCGUGUACGAUAACGUCAAUGCGUGGUGUCUGUGUAAAACGAGGUUGUUCGUAUGAAGUGCCGGGGGUGUGUUUAAAGUCUACUAGGGGAAACGAACAAUAUACUUUUUUCUAAACGUCAAAAUACGAAAUUACUAUAGAAAGAAGACAGAGGGGGUGAGGUAAAUCUAGCUCAGCCGCUGGUGGGGAGCGGGGAGUUGCCAUUCUAUGCUAUAGAUGUGUGUGGUGUAAAUAAAAGAGAGAGGGUUCUUGUAACCAAGAGCAAAACACCAAUUUGUUCCGUAUGAUUUUAUUUGUACUACGUAUAGAAUUAAUAAAAUCAAUUUUCAACACUCAUAGUCAAAA